AAUCAGUCGCGGUUCGAGUCCCGCCGCGAGUGCACCUGCGAGCCGCGGCGAGUUCCGCCGAGAGCGCGACGAGAGCACAGGGCUCUUGCUUACCGACCCGCGGCGCGUCCCGAGGCCAGAGCACGGACCCGCGACCGGAUCCGGAAGUCGGACCCGCCGUGCCGGAAGUGACCCUCCUCGAGGGGAGACCCGUCGACGCCGAGGAGCUGCAGACCUCGAGAGCGAGCCCCGAUCGGCCGGCUCGGCUCUAAACGGUCUAUUUAUUGUUUAUCUUAGCGCAGUCGGGUCGCACUCGCGCCGAGGCGAGACCCAUCCCCCCGUGGUCGGAGGGAGCGGGACGCCCGCCACCCCGCCGCCAGGAUGCUCGACUUCGAACAGCAGGCCAACCAGGCCCAGGCCCUGGCUUCCCUCGACGAGGACUGGCACCUGCUCGAGGACGCUAAGAUGCGACUUGAGGAAGACCUGGUGAUCCGCAGGAGCAGGCCGACCAUGAUCUCAGCGAAGUACCGAGCUCGGGAGGAGCGCCGCAGGCUCUUGAAGAUCUCCGCGGGGAAGCUGAGACGCAUCGAGGACCCCGAGGCCAGCCUCUGUCGCUCCGUCCUCAUCAACAACGCCGUCAGGCGCCUCCAGCGCGAGAACCGCGACGAGAAGGCCAGGAACUACGGAUUGCCGGUCGUCACCUAUCUCGACGACUCCGCCAAGGAGAACAACGUCUCCGGGAACAUGAUCGUCGGCGUCCCGGACAGCACCACGCCGCAGAGGAAAAGGUUGAGCGAGGAGAUCAGAAACGAGAGCCUGAGUCCGAAGCGGCAGAGGCACGAGGACCUGGACCUCCAGGACGACGUGUUCAGCGACUUCUACAUCCUGCCGCCGACCCCGAGGCUGCUGUCGCACAUAGACGAGGCCCCGGAAACGCAGCCGCCGCACGCGCCUCACCCCGCACACCCCACGCACCCCUCCCAUCCCCUGGGCUUCGCCGAGGACCGGCUGAGUCCGGGGGUCGAGAACCGCGGACCCGUCUCCGUCAGCUCGGGCCUCUUCGCCGACGACCCGAGCGAUCAGCUCGCCUCCGUUCCCAGGACGGCGGACGUGACGAUGAUGGAGGUGGCCGACGUGGGCUGCGACCCCGAGCGUUUCUGCGACUUCAGAUUCGCCGACUCGGCCAAGUCCCUCGAGGAGCGGCUCGUCGACCUCCAGGCCCUGGACGAGCACUUCGACCUGGCCAAGUUCGAGCGCAACAACAACCAGAGCUGCGGCCGCGCCUUCCACGACAUCCAGACCUUCCACAGCCUGGUGCCCGGCCUCGAGACCUAGAGGACUCCCUGUCGGCGUCCUCUUCUCGACUACCCUCGAAGCGGCGCCUCGGGACUGUCCUCUUCGGCAUCGAUGACCACCUUCGGACUCCGACGAGGUCGACCGGAGACCGAACCGACGAGCUCCUGCUGCAUCUAGAGGUCUUCGAGGCCUCUCUCGGUCGAGAACGCCCUGACCGGCUUCGAGGCGACCGCGAACGAGCACCCAGGACUCCUUGCGUCCCGCCUUGCUCGAAACUCCUCCUAGACGCUCCGGAAGAGAUAGGGAUUGUCCUCGACGAACCCUGCGAGAUAACGCGACUCGGUAUUCGAGGUGGGAGCCAUGCACCUUGCAAUUUGAUUCGAGCGUUCGGGGAGGGUCUCGAGCAGGGAGUCGCGGUCCGAGGUCGACGAAGGCUCGAGCGAACCCGAGGAACUCCUCUUCUGGGACUCGAAUCCGGGCAAUCCUGCCCUCGUCCACUUCCGGAGCCGAUUGCAUGUCCGCAGAUGUACGGACUCGAGGACGCUUCGCAUCCAUCGCCAAUGGAGUCGCGCGGUCGCGGCGACUCGUCUUCGAGGCCUCCAGGGGUCGGCUCGUAGCAUAAGGCCAAGAAUCGGUUCGAGCGGGAUCUCUUGUUGCCGGAAACGAGAGAGAGAUCUCGUUCGCACCGUUCCUCCUCGGUUCUCGAAUGUUGGAUAAGCUACGAAUUAGAACUCUGCGUGCCUCCUCGAAGGCGAUUCUUUUUUGUAAGCUCCGCGAGACCUCGCCGCCCGUUGGCGCACGCAACUCGAGUGUGACGAGAUACUCCACUCGCGUUAUAUCGCACUUCUUAUCCGUUAUCGGUUAUUUUUGCCGAUCGCGCCGAGAACGCAGCGGCCUGGCCUUCCAUUCUUCUAUUUUCUUUCUCCCCCCCGCGUAUCCGCCGCCCAGUAUCGCCGUUUUCUUUCCCCGUAGCUAAUGGCACGGCACGAAAUCGCGACCCGCGGAAACACCUGGCGCACUUGUGCCAAUAAUUGUACAGUACGUGGCCCGUGAGCCGGAUCCCCGUAAGGACCGGAUUCCGUGAGCCGGUCGCGCCAAUAUGAGCCUUACGGGACCUUCUCGAGAAACCCGGUCGGGGCAGCUCUUCCCGCUACCCACGCGGCUCGCGCCUUUUUCACGCAUUUUCUAUUUUCUCAAACACGAGGCGAGCGUCCGUCUUCGCGCGGGCACCUGGACCAUGCAUGGGUUCCGGGUGCCGCCUUGGAACGGCUAAAAUCCCGGCAUAUUUCUCUCUCUCACUUCGCGCCGCCACGCACGGUAUUACAUACGCGUGAUAUCGCCUCACGCGUCCAGAAGUUAUCCUUCGACUCGGCAAUGACUCUUUGCCAAGUAGCGGACGAGAUUUCAUUAGCGCUCAAUGGAAAGCCACGCCGUCGAUGCCGUACCAUUUUUUUUUUUCUUCCUUUUUCUUUUAAUCGCACAUUUCUCCGGCCUUUUCGGGAGGUCGCUUAGCUCGGGGAACGAGGGGACGCGCGGGGGCGUCGAUAGCGAUUGAUAAGGCCGUUCCCCGGGCUAUCGAGACCGCGGCAAAAGGUUGGAGAGAUCGACCCUCGACUCCUGGGGCGUUUGACGAGAGGAGUCGAGCCUGACCGACCGAUCGUCCGGCUCACCGGGUCGCCGUGGAAGUGUAUGUAUACAAUAUACAUAGUGUUUGUAUAUAUAGAGAUACUUUUUUAACGUUGACACACGAGAGGCGUCCUCGCCGAGGGGGAGGGCCGGGAGGGCGUAAUCGCGGGACGGCCUCGCGGUUUGUACAUACGAAAUCUGGAUUUCUCGAUUUCUCGCGAGUUGAGAUGAUUUAUAGGUAACAUAAUGCGUAAGAUUAUCUCUCGUAACACGUCACGGCAGGCCUUUAGUUUUAUCUGUCUUGAACCUUUGUUAAUCCGUAACAAUGUUCCAUUAAUUUUUAAACGCGUAUAGCUGAUAGAGCGUGACCACGAUAUUCGUACGAUAGUGGGCGGGGAGGGUCAACGGUACGGAUGGAUUCGUUAAUCCUAAACUUAGCAGCCUGUCCUUUUUGAUACGGUCCCGUUUCCUUUAUUUUAAUUCUUUUCCCCUUUUUUUCCUUCCUUUCUUUCUUUCUUCUCGUGGCCCUUUUGUGCAAUAAAGGAGCCGCAAAGGAUUCGGGUCAUGCUUAAAAAUACUCCACCAUGCGGAAGGGGCGGCGCGCGUUCCUUCGCGCGAGUCUUUUCAUGAAAUUUCACGAAGGCGGCUAGAAUUUUCCCUGCCCAACGGAAAACACGGAGACGGUGGCUGCACGAUGUUUAGGAUUAAUGGUUCAAUUAGUUUAUUAAUCGACACGACGAUACCUUGAGGCGCAGCUGACUCUCUCGACGGGUGUCCUUCGACCGCGUAGUCUUCGUCGCCCUCGCUGUUAAGGCGAGAUGAAAAGUGCCAUCCGAAGGGGUCAAUCGUUUCUUCCGAAGCUUUUCUCGGAUCUAGAUAUAUCUAACCGUUUGAAACUAAUACAACGUCAAUGUUAGAGGCUACGAGAAAGAUCCUGACACCUGUGAAAUUUCAUUUUUCGCGAGAAAAAAAAAGAAAGAAAAUCGAACCAGAAGUGUCUAAACAUAUUUUUCAAAUGUCGAAGUCGGUGUAAGGACCUUUCUUUACCGCCUCCAUAUUCCUGCUGUAGAGUUUGAAACGAGGCGCGCCCAAUUUGGAGGUAAUUUUCACGAACGAGACCUCUUUGACGGCACUUUCGCGUCGCCUUAACGCCUCCGGAUUGCGCCUCUGCGUUUCAGGGCCGAGGAGAGAAAACGCGAUAAAACGGGGCUUAGGGAUGUCUUGGAAUGAAAAAAGAAAAAAAAAAUGAUUAAAAAAAAUAAUGAAUUGCUUUCGUUACGGUUAAGUCGUGAAUGCAUUUUCCGUUGGAUAAACAGGAUGUCUUGGCGACUCGCGCAGGACCGGGGAUACUUCUCGCGGGAGCUCCUCCACGUGAUAUGAGGAACUCUUGCCCGAGGCUUAUUCCGGAAACGCGAUUCAGGAUGGGCGAUCGCGUUGUAUCGUUUAUUUACGUUACGUUAGUUCCGUUUCUACCCGCUUGAGAUAAAGGCAAUAUUCGGCUUAAACGAUGCCCGGCAUGGAGGAGGGCUCCCCUCGGAAGGGACAUUCUCGUGGGGAGCGAUUCUCGAUGAAGGGCCUCGUCGAGACGGAAAAUUGGACUUAGCUCAAAUGUAUGCUUCUGUCACGUUACAGGUCCGGAUAAGUCGGGGACCGAUUAUCGGCCGACCUCGCGGCACCUCGUGUAGAGGGAUCCUAAAGGGAGCAUCUCCGAGGUGUGUACCUGGCGACGCGUCGAAAUUCCCUGUCCACCCUGGGGUCGGCAACGAAUUCCGAGGCGUUCAUCUCCUGGGCCUUAGCGGGAUAGCCCGAUAAACGUUUCCCGCAACAAAGCUACGGCAAUAUUAGGGGACAGUCCUUUCGUUUCUUGUACUUAAGUCGUCGAGACUCGGGAGCCUUUCGGUGUUAUCGUUUCUCCUAGUUUAUCCCUUCUUACGCAGUUCGCCGCCCUCCACCCAAACUCGAGGUCUGGGACUCGAAUCUGGAUUUCAUGCCAUCCUUAGCCCUCCUUGCCAGUCUGAAGUCACUGACAAAUCUUUACGCGGCUCUUUACACGAAUGCGAAAUUUAUCCUGCGCAUCUAUCCGCGUGCGAGAAGAGAGAAAAAAGUAAACAUAGAAAAAUCCGCAUGGACUCCAGAAUCGGGUCCCCGGUCGCAGGAGAUAAGCGAAGGGGACGAGAGCGCGAGAGAGUCUGGACCAAAAUUGUGCAGCGUGUACAAAAUACAAAUCCAAUCUUCCGUAGUGCCCGGGCCGCGGCGAAACACUCGGACGUCAUGUGAUUUAAUAAAGACUUCGCGCAAGGGAGAGGCGCGAAGUGGGUCGGCGUUAUCAUUUUCGAUGGGGCGCAUCGGCGGUCCCCCGAAGAGUCGCUCGUUAUCAGGCUUUAAGGGAUCACUUGUAUAUAUACAUAUACGUCGUGUACAGAUUCGAGGACUAGCAGCUUCCGUAUGAGAUUAGAGAGUCGAGCCUCGUGGCAGGACUCCGUUAAUCCGGA
Messenger RNA from Orussus abietinus, 5393 nucleotides. RefSeq lists its product as uncharacterized. The record is from RefSeq and is a predicted model, not a curated record. The transcript has 3 exons. Bases 361 to 1314 code for a protein of 317 amino acids. Lineage: Eukaryota; Metazoa; Arthropoda; Insecta; Hymenoptera; Orussidae.